This is a messenger RNA of Rhododendron vialii, 918 nucleotides long. Its product is annotated as protein PHOTOSYSTEM I ASSEMBLY 2, chloroplastic. Bases 78 to 635 code for a protein of 185 amino acids. The transcript is spliced from 6 exons. NCBI's taxonomy places the organism in Eukaryota, Viridiplantae, Streptophyta, Magnoliopsida, Ericales, Ericaceae. The record is from RefSeq and is a predicted model, not a curated record.
UCCCUUCAAUCUUCAAAAAAAAAAUAUUUAUCUCCCUUCCAACGAUAAGAGAGAGAGAGAGAGAGAGAGAGAGAGAGAUGGCGUGUCAUCUCUCCUUUACUGCAUCCUCAGCUUUCCCACUCUGCUCUGUACCCUCAAGGAACUCCGCAAGGCUCCCAAAUGCAAAGUCAGUUGUGUUUCAAUUAAGAUCCAGCUCGGAGAAUGAGAGCUGUUCUCCUGGUGUCUCGGACCAGUCACCUGAACCAAUCCAAAAAAAGGAAUCUGAGUUGACCUCACGACGUCAGUGCAUGACGUGUUUAUGUUCAGCUAUGGUUUUGAUAAAUAUUGGCAAUUCAGUUUCUGAGUCAAAGGCAAUUUCUAUGGACGGAAGACCAGUGUGCCGGAAUUGUCUGGGUAGCGGUGCUAUAAUUUGUGAUAUGUGUGGUGGUACAGGAAAAUGGAAGGCUCUCAACAGAAAACGUGCGAAAGAUGUUUAUGAAUUCACCGAAUGUCCAAAUUGUUAUGGUAGAGGGAAACUUGUGUGUCCUGUUUGUUUGGGUACUGGUUUACCAAAUAACAAAGGUCUUCUUAGGAGGCCUGACGCGAAGCAACUGCUUGAUAAGAUGUACAACGGUCGGCUAUUACCAAACUCGUAACGGGCGUCCCAGACUUUGAGAUUAUACUUCAAGAAAAUUGGGCAAAGGGCAUGAAUUGUGCACAUGGUGGUUGUAUACCGUGCACCGCAUGCCUGGAGAUGGAAAGUUGAACGGCAAUUUUGUAGUUUGGCUGUCGAAUCGUAUUUAUGUAGUUUACAUCAUAUUCACAUCAUCUAUUUUGCUGAAGCAAUGAGAUGAUUCAUAUGUAAAUUCUUGUUUACGUGAUACAUAACUUCCUGGAUUUUCCAGGAAAACAAUAUGAAACAAACCCGAGUGCAUAACC